AUGGAUAAGGUACGCUAUUACAGUUACUUUUUCAAGACGAUGUUUUUCGGUUGGAACGGGUGCAACGGGUGCAACGGGUGCAACGGGUGCAACGGUGACGCAGACCUCUACGAAAACAGAGAAGACAUAGAGCUGUGUCCCAAGGAGUCAAACGGUGACGUGUUCGGCAAAGAAUCGAAAGGAUCUCUACCGGGAAGUUUGGAUAAAUUGAAUGAAUACGAAAAAGUCGGCUCGUCGUCAGCAUGGCAAGCAGGUUGGAAUGUCGGCAACUGUAUGCAAGGACUUGGCAUACUCAGUCUGCCGUACACCGUCAAACAAAGCGGCAUCGCGUCCAUUCUUACCAUCGCGGGUGUAUUGCUGCUAGGGAACUACACAAGCAAGAUCUUGGUCGAUUGCCUUUAUGAAGAAGAAGAUAUAGGAGGUGUUGGAGGCGGAACAAGGAAAGUACGCGUGCGCAAUUCAUAUCCUGAUAUUGCAGUUGCAUGCUGGAACAAACUGGGCAGCCAUCUUGUAAACGUCAUCACGAUUGUCGACGUAACGGCAGUUGCCACCCUGUAUCUUGAACUGUCGGGGGCGCUUUUAGUAGAUACGUUUCCGGUAGCAGGUCUGUCCAAAAUAUCCUGGAUAUGUCUGUCGGCCUUCGUCGUCCUACCGUCAGUAUUCUUCAAGAACCUGACCCGUAUAUCCUACCUGAGCCUGAUAGCCGUGUUAGCCAUUGGUGGCAUGUUGUUUAGUGUGGUGUGGUAUAGUUUUGGUGAAAGCAUCAAGUGGAAGUUGAACACUGUGCCUCCGUUUGAUACGGAGAACUUUGCCAUUAGUUUUUCUGUUAUUCUCUUCAACUUCGGCACGCAGUUCAUCAUGCCGGGGGUCGAGGAAAGCAUGAGGGAACGUCAGAAGUUUGGACGUAUGGUUAACUUCACUUACCUGGCUGUUGCUCUUGUAAACAUGGGCUAUGCCUUUUUUGCAUAUUUGACCUUCACCGACAAUACGCAAGAGUUUAUUACUUAUAAUCUGCCACUAGGUUUCAUUCAAACCACAGUCAGUAUAUUGUUCAUCGUGAAAUCGCUUUUAUCAUACCCGCUGAUGUUUUUUCUCAUUGUAACAUCGAUUGAAAGUAUGAAUUUUAGUUUUCUGCCCCCGUGUUACCCCAAUAAUACGGACGAAAAACUACAUAUAUGGUCAAUGAUAUUUCGAUUUGUUCUUCUUCUGUUUACUUUGCUCUUAGCUGUCAGCAUUCCCCACUUCACCCUCCUCAUGGGGGUAACAGGUAGUCUUACUAGUCCUUGGCUGGAUUUUAUAUUUCCUUGCAUUUUCCAUAUGCAAUUGAAAAAAGGUCGCCUGAGGUUUUACCAUAUAUUUGCAGAUAUCGCGAUCAUACUUAUAGGUUUAGUUGGAGGAGGCAUUGGUUUAGUAUACAGUUGUAAAGUGCUU
Molecule: messenger RNA, 1431 nt
Organism: Saccoglossus kowalevskii
Lineage: Eukaryota; Metazoa; Hemichordata; Enteropneusta; Harrimaniidae
Product: vesicular inhibitory amino acid transporter
Biological process (GO): amino acid transmembrane transport
Cellular component (GO): vacuolar membrane
Molecular function (GO): L-amino acid transmembrane transporter activity
Source: RefSeq, a predicted model, not a curated record